CAACUGACAGAGCUUCUUAGAAAAUGUCCGGCAGAGGAAAAGGAGGGAAAGGACUCGGUAAAGGAGGCGCCAAGCGUCACCGUAAAGUCCUCCGUGAUAACAUCCAGGGAAUCACCAAACCCGCUAUCCGCCGUCUGGCUCGCCGCGGUGGAGUGAAGCGCAUCUCCGGUCUGAUCUACGAGGAGACCCGCGGUGUGUUGAAGGUCUUCCUGGAGAACGUGAUCCGUGACGCCGUCACCUACACGGAGCACGCCAAGAGGAAGACCGUGACCGCCAUGGAUGUGGUGUACGCCCUGAAGAGACAGGGCCGAACCCUGUACGGCUUCGGAGGCUAAACUGCUGCUGCUGCUGCUGCUGACUAAACAAAGGUCCUUUUCAGGGCCACACAAGUUUACACCACUGAGCUGCUCUUCUGUUAAUAGUACUGGAUGUUAC
This is a messenger RNA of Nematolebias whitei (Rio pearlfish), 435 nucleotides long. RefSeq names its product histone H4. The record is from RefSeq and is a predicted model, not a curated record. NCBI's taxonomy places the organism in Eukaryota, Metazoa, Chordata, Actinopteri, Cyprinodontiformes, Rivulidae. The transcript has a single exon. Gene Ontology annotation, cellular component: nucleosome. Gene Ontology annotation, molecular function: structural constituent of chromatin; protein heterodimerization activity; DNA binding. Gene Ontology annotation, biological process: nucleosome assembly. The coding region runs from base 24 to 335 and encodes 103 amino acids.